CACGUAUUUAAUUGCAUGAAUGCAAAGUCUACCAUCACCAAAUCAAUUAUCAUCUUCUUCUUCUUCUUCAUAUACUCAGAUGGCGGAUGAAACUUAUAAAUUUGGACCAUACACCAUUUAUCAAAAGGAAUCGUUUUACUCCACUGAUCUAUCAUAUGCUUUUGUCAAUCUCCGCCCUGUUCUUCCUGGUCAUGUGCUUGUCUGCCCAAGGCGUGAGGUCAAACGUUUUAUCGACCUCACCACUGAGGAGGCUACCGACUUGUGGAUUUCAGCACACAAAAUUGGGAAACAGCUUGAGAACUACCACAACGCUUCUUCGCUUACAUUUACCAUCCAAGACGGUCCUCAUGCAGGACAAUCAGUUCCUCAUGUUCACAUCCAUAUUCUUCCUCGGAAAGACGGGGAUUUUGUGAACAAUGAUGAGAUUUACGACGCUAUUGAUGCGAAGGAGAAGGAACUAAAGAAAAAACUAGACUUGGAUAAGGAAAGGAAAGAUAGAAGCAUGGAGGAAAGGGCUCAAGAGGCAGCCGAAUACAGAAAGUUUUCUUUCUAAUAUACACCAGAACCGUCACCAUCUUGGUACUUCAUCUUCGGUUUGACAUAUUUGAUCAUCUACAUAUAUAUGUUUACCUCUUUACUAGAUCUUAAUCAAGUUAUGUGCUUCUAAAAGGUAAAUAAAUAAGAAAGGAUAACAAUAAAAACAUAAGCGGAUGAAAGUUUGAGCCUUAAACGUGACGGUUGUUAUAUGUUGUCAUAAGAAUCAAUCAUCUUUGAACAAAAACUAAUGUAUUGUAUUUGUAUACUUGAAUCAUAACUUGGGUGUUGCAUUAUAAUGUUGUGUUUUGUUUUG
Molecule: messenger RNA, 850 nt
Organism: Helianthus annuus (common sunflower)
Lineage: Eukaryota; Viridiplantae; Streptophyta; Magnoliopsida; Asterales; Asteraceae
Product: bifunctional bis(5'-adenosyl)-triphosphatase/adenylylsulfatase FHIT
Exons: 5
Coding region: 20-553 (177 amino acids)
Molecular function (GO): catalytic activity
Source: RefSeq, a predicted model, not a curated record